AUGUUCGGGAUCCAGGACGCCGUUCCCCGCGGCGUUACGGCCGGCAUGAAGGAGGAGCCGCUGGCCGUGCGCUCCUGGAUGCACUCGGCCGGCGUGGUGGACGCCAACACGGCCGCUCAGAGCGGGGUGGGGUUAGCGCGAGCUCACUUUGAGAAGCAGCCUCCGUCUAAUCUGAGGAAGUCCAACUUCUUCCACUUUGUGUUGGCGCUGUACGACCGGCAGGGCCAGCCGGUGGAGAUUGAACGCACGGUCUACGUAGACUUCGUGGAGAAAGAGAAGGAGCCGAGUGGAGAGAAAACGAACAACGGGAUUCACUACAAACUGCAGCUGCUCUACAGUAACGGAGUCAGAACGGAGCAGGAUCUCUACGUCCGGCUCAUUGACUCCAUGACCAAACAGGCCAUCAUCUAUGAAGGUCAGGAUAAGAAUCCGGAGAUGUGCCGAGUUCUGCUGACUCAUGAGAUCAUGUGCAGUCGCUGCUGUGAUAAGAAGAGCUGCGGAAACAGAAACGAGACGCCGUCAGACCCCGUCAUCAUCGACAGGUUCUUCCUGAAAUUCUUCCUAAAGUGUAACCAGAACUGUCUGAAGAAUGCUGGAAACCCACGAGACAUGCGGAGGUUCCAGGUGGUGGUGUCUACGACAGUGAACGUAGACGGCCACGUUCUCGCCGUCUCCGACAACAUGUUCGUGCACAACAACUCCAAACAUGGCCGCCGAGCCCGCAGACUGGACCCGUCUGAAGCCACUCCCUGUAUUAAAGCCAUCAGUCCCAGUGAGGGUUGGACGACGGGCGGAGCGACUGUCAUCCUGAUCGGAGACAACUUCUUCGACGGCCUGCAGGUCGUCUUCGGGACCAUGCUGGUCUGGAGCGAGCUGAUCACCCCCCAUGCCAUCCGGGUGCAGACCCCUCCCCGUCACAUCCCCGGGGUCGUCGAGGUCACGCUGUCCUACAAGUCCAAACAGUUCUGUAAAGGAGCUCCAGGACGCUUCGUCUACACAGCUCUGAACGAGCCGACCAUCGAUUACGGCUUCCAGCGGCUACAGAAGGUCAUCCCCCGUCACCCUGGAGACCCCGAGAGACUGCCCAAGGAGGUGCUGCUGAAGAGAGCAGCAGACCUGGUGGAGGCGCUGUACGGGAUGCCUCACAACAACCAGGAGAUCAUCCUGAAGCGAGCGGCCGACAUCGCCGAGGCGCUCUACAGCGUUCCCCGGAACCACAACCAGAUCCCGUCGCUAGGCAACACCGCCUCGCACGGCAUGAUGGGAGUUAACUCCUUCAGCGGACAGCUGGCCGUCAACGUCUCCGAUACAACGCAAGGUAUGCCAGUCAUUGGUUACAGCCGUAACACCAGCAGCGUGUCGCCGCGGGGAUACGUGCCGAGCUCCACCCCCCAACAGAGUAACUAUAGCAACAACGUAAGCAACAGCAUGAACGGCUACGGUAACACCGGCAUGCCAAACUUAGGAGUGGCCACUUCCCCCGGCUUCCUGAACGGGUCAUCUGCCAACUCUCCCUACGGCAUUGUUCCCUCCAGUCCGACCAUGGCUGUGUCUAACUGUAACUCCUCCCACGGAGUUUUCUCUUUCUCGGCUGCCGUCAAACAGAAGAGCGCCUUCGCGCCCGUCGUCCGGCCGCCAGCGUCCCCGCCGCCAAACUGCUCCGGAAACAACGCUAACGGGCUGCAAGCAAUGGCCGGCCUCGUCGUUCCUCCGAUGUAA
Messenger RNA from Perca flavescens (yellow perch), 1719 nucleotides. RefSeq names its product EBF transcription factor 3a (gene ebf3a). Gene Ontology annotation, biological process: regulation of DNA-templated transcription. Lineage: Eukaryota; Metazoa; Chordata; Actinopteri; Perciformes; Percidae. The transcript has 16 exons. The record is from RefSeq and is a predicted model, not a curated record. The coding region runs from base 1 to 1719 and encodes 572 amino acids. Gene Ontology annotation, molecular function: DNA-binding transcription factor activity; DNA binding.